UAACCGGCUCUGGAGCUAAGCUGCUGCUGCUGCUGCCUGUCAACAUCACACAGCCCCAGAAGAAGACAUCUGUGUCCGGGAUUUUGUUUUGUUUUUUAAUCAGUUUGUCUCUGACAGUACACGUCCAUGUCCUCCGCCAUGCCCAUGUACCAGGUAAAGCCCAUCAGUGGGGGUGACAUAAAGAUUGAUUUGCCCACCUGCAUGUACAAGUUACCAAAUAUCCACGCGCAGCAAGGGAACAGCUGCACCCCCGAGCACGCGUUUCAGAAUGGCGAGGUGGACCCAGCAGUCAAAGCUCUGGAGGCCCGGCAGGAUGAGAUCAUGCACAAACUGUAUGAGCUGAAAGCAGCUGUGGAGGGCCUGGCCAAGACGGUAACCACGCCAGAUGCAGAUCUGGACCUGACAGUCAGCAGCAGCUUCUCCUCCCAGAGCUCCAGCUCCACAACCCUCAAAGGAACCGCAGACUUGGACACACUACUGGGCAAGGACCUUGGUGCUCUCCGUGACAUCGUCAUAAACGCCAACCCGGCCCAGCCACCUCUGACUUUGCUGGUGCUUCACAGCCUGCUGUGUCAGCGCUAUCGGGUGCUCUCCACUGUCCAUGUCCACUCCUCAGUUACCGGUGUGCCACCACAGCUCAUGUCCUGCCUGGGCCCACGCCACGCAGACAGUUACGCCCGCCAGAUGUUCCAGCUGGGCUUCACCCUCAUAUGGAAAAAUGUCCCCAAACUGCAGAUGAAAUUCAGCGUUCAGAACAUGUGCCCCAUCGAGGGUGAGGCCAACGUUGCACGCUUCCUCUUCAAGCUACUCGCUACCUACCCCUCUGACCCUGCUCUGGCCACGCUGGUGGACAGCUGGGUGGACACUGCUUUCUUCCAGCUGGCAGAGGGCAGUGCCAAGGAGAAGACUGCCGUCCUACGCGCUCUCAACUCUGCUCUGGGCCGCAACCCCUGGCUGGCCGGGCCAGAGUUCUCCCUGGCUGAUAUCGUCUGCUACUGCUGCGUGCUGCAAAGCGGCCCAGCUUCGUCCACUCCCACUAAUGUCCAACGCUGGCUCAAGUCCUGCGAGAACCUGGGCCACUUUGGACCUGCCAAACUACUUCUGCAGUGACCAGGGUUGUCUCUGGACCAGACACCGGAAGGGUGUCUUACCCAAGCAAAGUGAGAGAAGGGCAUUAGAAUAUUAAAAUAUCCAAGCCAUGUCUGGAACGCCUUUUAAUGCUUCCCUCCUUACUGUAGUAUAUCACAGAACUGACUAAGACUCAGUAGAAGCAAUUGGUGGUUGACGGUUAUAGUAAAAUAAGAGUAUUUGUCUCUGCCAUGUUGCUUUUGUAUAACAAAGAGAUUUAAAGGUAACUUCUUGCAAGGGAGGAAGCAUGAGAGGACCGUAAAGACAAGGGCGUGCUAAUGGAUUAAUCAAUGAUACUGACAGAAGCUGUUAGUCUCACACACUGUACACCUUCCACCCACUUUGUGCCUAACAAGAUCCUGUACUAAAUGUGUGUGUUUAUGUGUGGUCACAGGUAUUACCAGGUGUUUUGAGAAGUAAUACUUUGUACCAUUGUUUUACUGAAAUCAUUAAAACAUCCACUUUGGAUCAAUCUUUGAA
Scomber japonicus (chub mackerel) is the source of this 1608-nucleotide messenger RNA. RefSeq names its product aminoacyl tRNA synthetase complex interacting multifunctional protein 2 (gene aimp2). Lineage: Eukaryota; Metazoa; Chordata; Actinopteri; Scombriformes; Scombridae. Gene Ontology annotation, cellular component: aminoacyl-tRNA synthetase multienzyme complex. The transcript has 4 exons. The record is from RefSeq and is a predicted model, not a curated record. Bases 127 to 1110 code for a protein of 327 amino acids.